AUGGCGACGGCGACGGCGGCGGCGGCGGCCGAGCCCCCGCGGGAAGCGGACACGACGGCGACGGCGGCGGCGGCGGCCGAGCCCCCGCGGGAAGCGGACACGACGGCGACGGCGGCGGCCGAGCCCCCGCGGGAAGCGGACACGACGGCGACGGCGGCGGCGGCGGCCGAGCCCCCGCGGGAAGCGGACACGACGGCGACGGCGGCGGCCGAGCCCCCGCGGGAAGCGGACACGACGGCGACGGCGGCGGCGGCGGCCGAGCCCCCGCGGGAAGCGGACACGACGGCGACGGCGGCGGCGGCGGCCGAGCCCCCGCGGGAAGCGGACACGACGGCGACGGCGGCGGCGGCGGCCGAGCCCCCGCGGGAAGCGGACACGACGGCGACGGCGGCGGCGGCGGCCGAGCCCCCGCGGGAAGCGGACACGACGGCGACGGCGGCGGCGGCGGCCGAGCCCCCGCGGGAAGCGGACACGACGGCGGCGGCGGCGGCCGAGCCCCCGCGGGAAGCGGACACGACGGCGACGGCGGCGGCGGCGGCCGAGCCCCCGCGGGAAGCGGACACGACGGCGACGGCGGCGGCGGCGGCCGAGCCCCCGCGGGAAGCGGACACGACGGCGACGGCGGCGGCGGCGGCCGAGCCCCCGCGGGAAGCGGACACGACGGCGACGGCGGCGGCGGCGGCCGAGCCCCCGCGGGAAGCGGACACGACGGCGACGGCGGCGGCGGCGGCCGAGCCCCCGCGGGAAGCGGACACGACGGCGACGGCGAGCCCCCGCUCCAGCCAGCCAGGACCGUGCGGUGUGACAGAUGUGCGCGUGAAGCAGGAGCCCACAGAGCCCACAGAGGCCACAGACAACGGUCUGGAAGAGGCAGCACAGUCGGCAGACGUUACUGACUCUGUAACCAUCAAGUUGAAAAUGGAGAUGAAAGACGAGGCGGAGCCCGCUGGGGAGGGGGAGGGGGAGGGAGGGAGCGAGACAGCGCGCUGGUGCGAGAGCGAGCAUGCGCUACAGACGGAACAACUAGAUGAUAAUUUAUUAGUCAUGGGUCUCGAGCACCGGAGCGGCUCUGUGGCUGCGGCGUCCGACGCCGACGCCGACGACGACGCCGACGCCGACGCCGACCCGCGCCCACACGCCGCAGGCGCCGGUGGGGAGCACUCCUGCACUACCUGCACAAAAACGUUCACGCUAGCGAGCACGCUCCGGACACACAUGAGGACACACACCGGCGAGAGACCGUACAAGUGCACACUCUGCCACAAACGUUUCAGGCAGUGGAGCCAUCUGAAGAGGCACGAGCGUCUCCAUACCGGCAUAAGACCUUACUCCUGCGAUGUAUGCAAAAAAGAAUUCGUAGAAUUGGACAAUCUGAAGAAACACGAACGCGUGCACACGAAAGAGAAACCGUACACGUGCGCAAUAUGUCGCAAAGAGUUCGCGCAAAUGAACACGCUAAAGAACCAUGAGAGGAUCCACACGGGGGAAAAGCCAUACCACUGCCGAGCAUGUAAGAAAGAGUUCACAGAAUCGAGCAGUUUAAGGAGGCACGAACGAGUUCACACGGGUGCUAAACCGUAUUCUUGCAGACUGUGCAACAAAGAGUUUGCACAAUUAAAUACUUUAAGAAAUCACGAAAUGACUCACACGGGAGCAAGACCGUACGUCUGCGAAGUAUGUAAAAAAGAUUUCACAAAAUUUAGCAGUUUAAAGAGACACGAGAGAGUACACACGGGGGCUAAACCAUACAUGUGCGACAUAUGCAAAAAAGAGUUUUCAGAACUGAGCAGCCUAAAGAGACACGAAAGAGUACACACCGGAGAAAAAGAAUACUCCUGUAGAUUAUGCAAAAAGGAGUUCACAGAAUACGGGAGUUUAAAAAGACAUCAAAGAAUUCAUAUACGUGAAGAACAAAACAUGGAAAAGAAUGUAAUUAAAAAAGUAAGACCAUAUACGUGCGACAUAUGCAGUAAUGGGUUCACACAAUUGAGCAGUCUGAAGAGACACGAAAGAGUGCAUACUGGAGAAAAGGCUUACUCCUGCAGGCUCUGCAAAAAGGAUUUCACAGAAUUUGGCAGUCUUAAAAGGCACCAGAAAAUUCACAUACGCGAACAACAAAAUAAAACUGAAACAACAAAAUAAGUUAAAUUUAAGAGGGGUUCUCCUUCGUAGUCAUCACGUGGCCGUGAAACGACGAUAUAUUAGAUUACGAUGGACGUUCGUUAAUUGCAGGCGAUUAAGAUAAGAGAUAGACAAAAGUGUUAUUUAUUUAUAGCGAUGUAAACAAACUUUAU
This is a messenger RNA of Cydia strobilella, 2294 nucleotides long. RefSeq names its product zinc finger protein ZFP2-like. Gene Ontology annotation, cellular component: nucleus. NCBI's taxonomy places the organism in Eukaryota, Metazoa, Arthropoda, Insecta, Lepidoptera, Tortricidae. Gene Ontology annotation, biological process: regulation of transcription by RNA polymerase II. The transcript is spliced from 4 exons. The record is from RefSeq and is a predicted model, not a curated record. Gene Ontology annotation, molecular function: DNA-binding transcription factor activity, RNA polymerase II-specific; RNA polymerase II cis-regulatory region sequence-specific DNA binding. Bases 1 to 2142 code for a protein of 713 amino acids.